Molecule: messenger RNA, 1118 nt
Organism: Electrophorus electricus (electric eel)
Lineage: Eukaryota; Metazoa; Chordata; Actinopteri; Gymnotiformes; Gymnotidae
Gene: airim
Product: AFG2 interacting ribosome maturation factor
Cellular component (GO): nucleus; cytoplasm
Source: RefSeq, a predicted model, not a curated record
UAGGGUCAAACGUGUGAAAUAAACGUAGUGCUCAAGCAAUAUAGCUAGGUCUGUAUUCUUAUCAAAAUAGGUAAAUGUAAUAUUUAAUCAGUAUAAUUUGCAUAUAAUUUAUAUUUUGUGCAUUAAUGGGUAUAUAGUAGUUGAUAAAUAAACGAUCAAGUUGGGAGAGUUAGCUAGCUAACGUAGUCAGAUUGUCGGUGUGUUCCAGCCAAACAAGUAAUGUCCCAACAGCCGUCAUCGCUGCUGCAUCAAGAACUUAGAAAAUGCUUUCGAGUCUUAGAGGCUAACCAGAACAUUUGGAAAUCUGUUCUUGCGGAAUGUACACCUUUGAUGAGUUCGCUGGGAAAUCUCGCGGAACAGUUGAGGGCGCUGAAGAACGUGGAACUUGUUAAUACGCCUCUUGCUCAAUUUCCAGAUCUAAAAGAGCGCCUUCAGUAUAAACUCAUACAGGCUAUAGACACGGUCUUGGGAAAAUUAAGUGAGAAAAUGUAUGCGCUUCAGUUAGUGCGGGAUUCGAUCAGUAAACAGCUACUUGCUGUUGUCCAGCAGUAUGAGCAGAAGGCAGACUCCCUCGAUAUACACUCAUGUACUACAAGAUCUGCUAUCUCGCCAUCUGUCGCUGAUAUGUUGGAAUGGUUCCAGGACGCCGAACGCUACUACCGUGUCCAAUACAUCCAGAGGAAGAACCUAUUACAGAUACUAAAGCCUGAUGAACUCGUGUUUAUGGAGACAGCACCAAAGAGAUGGGCGACUUUAGAUUCCCCAAGGGGAGAGGAAAACAUUUCAGAUGUGCUUCAUCAAGUGUCAUUUUUCAUGAGCUCGGACUAAACACACGCCACCUCAUGGAUUUCGGCCAAGCACGUGGAACUGUAUGCUUCUGUCUGGAAAUUACGUUCAAGUGUCCCUACAAUAUGUAAUUACUACCUGUAAUUCAAUAAUCGGAGUUUCAAAGUUCUGAUGUAUAUUGUUUGGCCCUCUGCUUAAUGUACUAGAAAAACAGCUUGAACUUUGCUUCUGACCCCCCAUUAAUAUAUAUUAAUUUCAUUUGUCCAUAAACUUCAUAUAGGAACAAUUCUAAAAAAAUAAUAAUAAAAAAAUCUCAUUUGUGUCAAUUCUAA